CCCUCUCUCCCUUCUGUCACUCGAAGAGAGUCCUGCGCGCCUUUCCCGAUCGCCGCGUCUGUAACCCGGAGGCAGCGAUGCAAAGUAGCCGGGGUCCGCCGGCGCUCAGCGUUACCGCGGAGAGCUGCAUCCCGGCUGGCCUGCGCCUGGGUCCGGUGUCCGGCACCUUCAAACUGGGCAAGUACUUGUCCGAUCGCAGGGAGCCGGGACCCAAGAAAAAGGUGCGGAUGCUGAGAGGGGAACUGGUGGACGAAGCCGGGGGCUCUGCUGUGGAGUGGAUAGGGUUAAUCCGGGCUGCCAGGCACUCGCAAGAACAGACCUUGGAAGCUAUUGCAGAUCUACCGGGCGGACAGAUUUUCUACCGGGCGCUGCGAGACGUCCAGCCGGGAGAGGAGCUGACCGUGUGGUAUUCCAGCUCGUUGGCUCAGUGGUUUGACAUCCCCACCACGGCUACUCCGACGCACGACGAGAAAGGCGAAGAGCGCUACAUCUGCUGGUACUGCUGGCGGACCUUCAAGUACCCCAACAGCCUCAAGGCGCACGUCCACUUCCACUGCGUGCUGAACAACGGCCGCAGCUUCCUGGGCUCGCCGGAGCACGCCCGGCCUUCGGACCUGUUCAGCCUGUCGCUGAAGCCCGCGGCCGCGCCGGCGUCCUUAAGGACCCACUGCGCCAGCGGCUCCCGGGAGAGCAUCAAGCGGGAAUCCUCGGGCUCACCGCCAGUGGCCAAAGCGGGCGGCGGCGGGGGGCGCAAGGCGGCGGCCAAAGAGGAGCAGGAGAGGGCCUUGGACAUGAGCGUCAGCUCGACGGGAAGGGGUCCGGGGCAGUUCCUGGGCCUGCUGGGAAGCGGCGGCAGCAACGGGCUGUCCUUCUACCCCGGGGCGAGGUCCGCCUUCAAGCCCGCCGGCCUGGCCAAAGCGAACCAGGCGGACUCUUCCCCACCGGCCUCUUCUUUCCGGGAAGAGGGCAAGGCCAGUGGCUUCAGCAAGCUCUUGGGGAGCCUCAAGCCCGGCCGCUCCAGCGGCGAAGGCCCCCUGGGCGUGGGCAGCGGCCCCCACGGCCACGCGCAGCAGCAGCACCACGCGCCCCAGCCUCACCACCAUCACCACCAUGCCAAGUGCCACGCGGCUGCCGCGCCUCCUCCCUCAGCGGCGGCAGCGGCGGGCUUGGCUUAUUCGGGGGGCGGCCGAGGCUUCCCGCUGCUCUCGCACUUCGAGGAGACGUCCGCCUUCAAGCACGUCGAGAGGGGUCUCCACGCCAGCCUGUCGCCGCCCGCCUCCGCCCGCUACCCGCCUCUCCCCAGCGGGCUCCACCUGGAGCGCUUCGCCGCAGCCCUGCCGCCCUUCGACGGGCUCAAGCCCUUCUCCGCGUCGGCGGAGUGCAGCCUCCCGCCCUUCAUGCCUUUCACCGUCUACAACGGCGAGCUGCUCUACAGCGCCCCUUACUACCCGCUCAAGCUGCACUUUGGCAACCUCCUCAAGUACCCGGAGUCCGUGUCCUAUUUCAACGGGGCCGCGGCGGCGGCUGCUGCAGCGGCUGCGGCGGCCGCGGGCCUGAACCCGUCGGAGCUGGGCUCCCUGGCCAGCAUCGACCGCGAGAUCGCCAUGCACACGCAGCAGCUGUCGGAGAUCGCGGCGGCCGAAAAGAGCCGCGGGCGCUUGGAGAGCUUGCAGCCCUCGGCGUCGUCGGGCCCGGCAGGCGGCAAGCCCAAGACGGGCCACUUGUGCCUGUAUUGCGGCAAGCUGUACUCGCGCAAGUACGGCCUGAAGAUCCACAUGCGGACUCACACCGGCUACAAGCCGCUCAAGUGCAAGGUGUGCUUGCGCCCCUUCGGGGACCCCAGCAACCUCAACAAGCACAUCCGCCUGCACGCCGAGGGCAACACGCCCUACCGCUGCGAGUUCUGCGGCAAAGUGCUGGUCCGGCGCCGGGACCUGGAGAGGCACGUCAAGUCCCGGCACCCGGGCCAGAGCUUGCCCAAGGGCGGCGCCGGCGGCGCGGAGGACAGGAACGGCGCCGACGCCGCCGGGUACGCGCGCCCGGAGCUGCAGGAGCCAAAGACUGACAACGAGAGCGACGUCGACGUCUGCUUCACGGACGAUCAGAGCGACCAAGACACGGGCGGCAGCAGCAGCGGAGGCGGAGGCGGAGGCUGCCGGGCCAAGGAGCAGCAAUAGGA
This is a messenger RNA of Podarcis raffonei (Aeolian wall lizard), 2179 nucleotides long. RefSeq names its product PR/SET domain 13 (gene PRDM13). Lineage: Eukaryota; Metazoa; Chordata; Lepidosauria; Squamata; Lacertidae. The transcript has 4 exons. Gene Ontology annotation, cellular component: nucleus. Gene Ontology annotation, molecular function: protein binding. The record is from RefSeq and is a predicted model, not a curated record. Bases 78 to 2177 code for a protein of 699 amino acids.